This is a messenger RNA of Encephalitozoon cuniculi GB-M1, 3951 nucleotides long. RefSeq lists its product as uncharacterized. The coding region runs from base 1 to 3951 and encodes 1316 amino acids. The transcript has a single exon. Gene Ontology annotation, biological process: DNA-templated transcription. NCBI's taxonomy places the organism in Eukaryota, Fungi, Microsporidia, Unikaryonidae. Gene Ontology annotation, molecular function: DNA-directed RNA polymerase activity; DNA binding. The record is from RefSeq and is marked provisional.
AUGAUCAAAAAGGUCGAGGAAGAUGAGAUAGACAUAAGGAUCAGGAGGAUAUCUUUCAGCUUGCUAUCACCGCAGGAAAUUUCGGAUCUAUCUGUGCACGAGAUUUCCAGUAAGGACUUGUAUGAUAUAAGCACGAGGGCGCCUUUGCCAAACGGCCCUUUAGACUUGAGACUGGGCGUUGGAAACAAGAAGGACAAGUGCGCGACAUGUGGCGAAGGAUUGGCCACGUGCAUUGGACAUUUUGGUGAGGUUAGACUUGUACUCCCUGUUUUCAAUGUGGGCUUGAUCAAGAACACAAUCUCCACGUUGAACUGUCUCUGCAAAAGCUGUGGAUCUAUCCUUCUUAACGAGAAGAAGAAGAUUUACUUCAAAAAGAAACUACGAGAGAGCAGCGGUGGAAAUGACACCAAGCUGAUUCUAAGAAGGAUUGUUGCUGAGUGCAAGAAGGUCAAUGUCUGCUUUGUGUGCUCGUUUAGAAAUGGGCAGAUCAAGAAAACGUUCGGUUUCAGAAUAGUCCACGAGGUUGAAGAUUUGGAGAAGAGGAAGAAAGAUAGAGGCAGUAAAGGCUCCGAUGGGGUGCAUUCUUCAUGCUGUGAAGAAAUAAAUCCCCUGGUAGCACUUAAUGUAUUUAACAUGAUGAAGGAAGACGAUUAUGAGUUGCUUGGAUUCUUGGAAUCGCCGUCCCGGCUUAUUAUACAAAAUGUCAUAGUUCCUCCUUCUUGCAUCCGCCCAAGUGUAUCUAUGGAUGACGAGGGGACGAAUGAGGACGACAUAACGAUUAAGAUCAGCGAGAUUGUGCAUACUAACAAGGUAUUAAGAGAAGGAAUAGAAAAAGGGAAUCCACUAAACCUGAUAAAUGAAGACUGGGAUCAUCUUCAGCUCCAAUGUGCGCUACUCAUCAACUCAGAGCUUCCGCAGAUAGGAAUUCCCGGGCAGCCUGUCAGGGGAAUAGUCCAGAGGCUUAAGGGGAAGAAUGGAAGGUUUAGGUGCAAUCUAAGUGGAAAAAGGGUUGAUUUCAGUGGAAGGACAGUUAUUUCGCCCGACCCGAACCUGAGCAUUGAGGAGGUAGGGAUACCGGAAAGAAUGGCAAAGAUACUAACCAUUUCUGAAAGGGUUACAAGGCUCAAUAGAAGGAAGCUCCAGGCCUUGGUUCUGAACGGCCCCGAAAACUAUCCUGGAGCCAAUUAUGUGGUUGGGGAGAAAUUUAAGAGGUUUUUGAUGUACGGCAAGAGAGACAUAGAGCUCAAGUAUGGGGAAGUUGUCGAGCGGCACUUGAUGGAUGGAGACAUGGUCUUGUUCAACAGGCAGCCUUCUCUUCACCGUAUGAGCAUCAUGUCCCAUAAAGUUAGGGUUCAUAGGAACAAAACUCUGAGAUUUAACGAGUGUGUUUGUACGCCGUACAAUGCAGACUUCGAUGGAGAUGAGAUGAAUGUCCAUGUUCCUCAGACAGAAAAGGCGCGGGCCGAGGCAUCUGUUUUAAUGUCUGUUUCAAACAAUAUUGUUACUCCAAGACAUGGUGAACCCAUUGUAGCAGCCACGCAGGACUUCAUCACUGGACUGUACCUGAUAACUGGAAAAGACACCUUCUUCGACAGAGAAAGGUUUGGACAACUUGUAAGCUAUUUUUCCGAAGCAAGGGUUGGUGUAAAGCCGGCAAUAAGAAAGCCUGUGGAGUUGUUUACUGGAAAGCAACUUAUAGAGGUUCUUAUCAAGGAUUCGUUCACUGCGAGUAUUGAAAGAAAUGCAGUUACAGGCAACAUGGCUGUUUCUCUUGUAGGCAAAAACAGGUCAUUCAAAACACACGAUGACCCAAACGAUGGGAGUGUGGCGAUACUGGAUAAUUCGUACUAUUUUGGACGCCUUGACAAGUCGAUAGUAGGGGGAGAAAACAAGAGAGACAGUCUAAUCUAUGCUAUUAUGAAAGUGAGUAGCAUGGCUGCAGUGAGAGCCAUGAAUAGCAUAACAAAGUUGUGCUCAAGAUAUCUAGGAGAGACAGGAUUCAGCAUAGGACUUGAUGACGUACAGCCUGGGCCGAUACUGCGGCAGAAGAAGGAAAUGGUUGUCAGAAGGGGAUACGCAGAAUGCGAAAGCAAGAUUUUGGAGUACUCGAAAAAGCCUGAGGCCAACGAGGAAAUGCUAGAAAUGGAAAUAUCUUCUAUUCUCAACCGGAUCAGAGAAGAAUGCGGGUCUAUAUGUAUAAAGGAGCUAGGCAUCAGAAAUUCCCCGAACAUUAUGCAGGCAUGCGGAUCAAAAGGUUCGAAGAUCAAUGUUUCUCAAAUGGUUGCAUGUGUAGGACAGCAGAUUGUGAGUGGAACUAGGAUUCCAAAUGGAAUGGACGAAAGAUGCCUUCCUCACUUCAAAAGAGGAUCCAGAACUCCAGAGUCUAAAGGAUUUGUGUUGAAUUCCUUUUUUGAUGGACUAACAUCACCAGAGUUUUUCUUCCAUGCAGUGAGCGGAAGAGAAGGUCUUGUUGACACGGCAGUGAAGACGGCAGAAACAGGAUACAUGCAAAGGCGUCUCAUGAAAGCUCUUGAGGACCUAAGCAUUCAGUAUGACGGCAGUGUUAGAAAUUCGAACAUGGAGGUGGUCCAGUUUGCUUAUGGGGAGGAUCAGAUUGAUCCUGCGAUGUCAGAGGGGGACGAGUCCAUUAACCUUGAGCAGGUGUUUUUGAGAGCCAAGUCCUCAUUCCUGCACAGCCUUGGACCGAGUCCAGAUCUAUAUUCCUCCUGGUUGGAUGAGCAUGGUACAAUUGACAUCCUCAGGAGGUUAACACCGAAGGGGUAUCCUUUUGAGCACAUAGCUAACAGAAGAUUUGUGGGGAGCCUUUUAAGGUUCAUGGAAUCGAAACAUGAAGACAAAUUUUGCUUUGGUGGGACUUUCUAUCGGUAUUUCUUGUCCAAGGACUUCAUAGAGACCUUUUUUUCUAUGGUAUCGCAGAAAAUGAUGAAUCUAAUCGUUGAGCCGGGAACGACAGUUGGAGCAAUAGCUGGGCAGAGCAUUGGAGAGCCAGGAACCCAGAUGACAUUGAAAACAUUCCACUUCGCUGGAGUUGCUAGCAUGAACAUUACUCUUGGAGUUCCCAGGCUGAAAGAGAUAAUUAAUGCUGUUUGUAACAUCAGCACACCUAUUAUAAACGCUGAGCUGGAUGACCCACAUGACUUAUUCCGCACCGAGGUUAUAAAAGGCCGGCUUGACAGAAUUUCUCUAAAAGACGUGUGCUCCUCCCUAACAGAGGUCAUCAGUAAAGAUGAGAUCUUCCUCGACAUCCGCGUAGAUUUGGAGAGUCUUUCCCGCCUGAAGCUAAAUCUAGACAUCCACAAGAUCGAAAAGUUGCUAAAUAAUCACGACCAGGUAAGGGUUGUGAAUGAAAAUACUCUUAGGGUAUCUAUCAAGAAAAUCACUGACCAGAGCUACUUCAACCUUCAAAGAAUCAAGAAGAAACUGCUGAACACAAAAAUUUGUGGUGCUCCCCAGGUCAACAGAGUAAUUAUAAACAGCAGUAGAGGCCUGUACAGUCUUGUGAUUGAAGGACGUGGAUUGCUAAAUGUCAUAAACAUAGAUGGAGUAAAAGCUAUAAAUACCACUAGCAACAGCAUAACAGAAGUGGAAGAGGUAUUAGGAAUUGAGGCUGCAAGGGCCCAAAUAAUCCAUGAAAUCGAGUAUACCAUAAGCAACCACGGUAUCAAGAUAGAUCCUAGGCACAUAAUGCUUCUGGCAGACACGAUGACAUAUAGAGGGGAGGUUUUUGGGAUAACAAGAUUUGGAAUCUCAAAGAUGUCAAGAUCCACCCUUAUGCUGGCAUCCUUCGAGCAGACCAGCGACUAUUUGUUUGAGGCGGCCGUCCAAAGCAAAUCCGACGAGAUAUGCGGCGUUAGCGAGUCUAUAAUUCUCGGCAUUCCCAUUUGUAUCGGCACUGGGUCCAUGGACCUAUAUUGGAACAGCGGCACCUGA